AUGGAGAUAGCUAGUUAUCAUCGAGGGAGUUAUCACUGUGGAAAUCUCCCUGCUCGCUGCCAUGUCUUGCUUCUGUCGCAGAACUUUCAAUACUUCUUCUCGACUAUUGUGCAGGCACUCGGAUACGGGAAAUUCGAAAUCUUUCUGAUCACUGCACCCGUGUGGAUUGCUACAUUCCUUGUCUCGCUACUAGUGACAUGGACAUCUGGUUAA
Molecule: messenger RNA, 213 nt
Organism: Penicillium vulpinum
Lineage: Eukaryota; Fungi; Ascomycota; Eurotiomycetes; Eurotiales; Aspergillaceae
Exons: 2
Coding region: 1-213 (70 amino acids)
Source: RefSeq, a predicted model, not a curated record